Solanum verrucosum is the source of this 836-nucleotide messenger RNA. RefSeq names its product cucumber peeling cupredoxin-like. Gene Ontology annotation, cellular component: plasma membrane. Bases 120 to 620 code for a protein of 166 amino acids. The transcript is spliced from 2 exons. The record is from RefSeq and is a predicted model, not a curated record. NCBI's taxonomy places the organism in Eukaryota, Viridiplantae, Streptophyta, Magnoliopsida, Solanales, Solanaceae. Gene Ontology annotation, molecular function: electron transfer activity.
AUAGGUCUCAGAUAGGAUAUCUCUAGUAACCUACAAUCAUUUUUAUUUUAUUUUGGUUGCAAAAAACUAGAGCAUUUUCUAUCCCAAAUAAAAAACAAAAAAAAAAAAAGAGAGAGAAGAUGGAGAAAUUUGUUUGUGGUGCUUUAACUAUGGCAAUUUUGCUACAAGUUACAAUAGCACAAACAGAUCAUAUAGUUGGGGAUAGCUUUGGUUGGUCUAUACCAAUUAAUGGCGCUGCAGCUUACACAAUGUGGGCUGAUGCAAAUACAAUCAAAAUUGGUGACACCUUAGUUUUCAAAUUUACGGAAGGAAACCAUGACGUACAAGAAGUAUCAAGAAGUUCAUAUGAAGAGUGCAAUACACAAAAUUCUAUAGGUGAAGCAAUCAAGAAAGGGCCUGCAAAAAUCACUAUGCAAACUCUUGGGGAUCAUUAUUACAUUUGCACAGUUGGUGAGCACUGUUUAGCUGGUCAAAAAAUGGCAAUUAAAGUUUCAAGCUCUAAUUCCUCAGCCUCAAAUACUCCGGCAGACACCACUCCACCUCCUCCAUCUUCCUCAACUGUCGUGUUUGCGAGUUUUCUGAUAAGUUUAUCUUCAAUUGCACUCGCCAUUUUUCUCUAAGCAGAUUUAUAUAGGUUUAUGCUCAACCUGAUGACAUGCUGUAUAGUACACAUAAUUUUGAUUCAGUUUGGGUUAAAUUCUACUAUUUUGAAGAUUUUUGCCAAAUCUUCUGCACACUACUUGUAAUGCUAAUUAAGUGUGUAAUAAUUUAGAGACAAAGAUAUAUAUAUACUGAUUAAUAUUCAAUCUUGAAUCAACUGUCUGUAAUUUGAAAUU